UCCUUUAGUUGAUGUAAAGAAACUAUUUGAGCAGAGUACCGAGUGUGACCUAGUGAUCAAUGAAGGCAGUCGAUACCAUGAAGUCUCAAGUUCAGAUUCCAUCAGAAGAGCAAAAAUACUACUUAGUGAUUUCUUUCUAUUUGUCCAAGUUGGUGGAUGUAGCAGGUACCUUAUGGAACUAUUUGAGGUGCGGGCAAGUUAAUCCAGAAACCACUGUGUCCUAGCUUUGGUGGACGAGUUGCUUGGUACUGUUGCUGGUGGGAGGUGACAGAUAUCCCCUGAAAUUAGUCGAGGUGAAGAAAAGCUGAUCCAGACACCACGAUCAUCAAAAAAAAUAAAAAAAGAACAAACUUUCUUAAGUUGCUUCUACAUGAUCCUUGCAACAUACUGCAAGCAUAUUGUCCUUGAAAGGACAAGUAUGUUUGCAGGUACAACUAGUCCAAAGCAUAUCGCGAAGAUGCUGAAAAAGAUCCUUCAAUUCACAAGAAGAUCAUCCAAUUUCAGGCAUGCAAUCGAUGAUUGGGACGAGGAUGCAUCCUCAUUGCCUCCUCCAGAAAAUGUGAAGGAAGGACAUUUUGUGGUGCAUGCAAUUGAUGACGGGAAACUGAGGAGGUUCGUCGUAAAAUUGAGCUAUUUGGCAGAUCCAGGAUUUAUGAGGUUGUUGGAGCAAGCUGAGGAAGAAUUUGGUUUCAAACAAGAAGGGGUUCUUGCUGUCCCUUGCAGGCAUAGUGAGAUGGAGAAAAUUCUUGAAAGCAGAAAAAAGAACAAGAAAUGAUCUAUCUUUCCCCUCGUUAACUCCCCUGGAAUUUCAAUUGCGCUCAUUUUCAUUAUCGCCAUUUUACAUCCCUUUAAAAAGUUUCUUAAUUUGUAGCAUGUAUGUUGUGCUUUUUAUAAUGGUUAAUGUUACCUAUUUUUCUCUCUUUAA
Capsicum annuum is the source of this 925-nucleotide messenger RNA. RefSeq names its product auxin-responsive protein SAUR71. The transcript is spliced from 2 exons. The coding region runs from base 371 to 775 and encodes 134 amino acids. The record is from RefSeq and is a predicted model, not a curated record. NCBI's taxonomy places the organism in Eukaryota, Viridiplantae, Streptophyta, Magnoliopsida, Solanales, Solanaceae. Gene Ontology annotation, biological process: response to auxin.